This is a messenger RNA of Taeniopygia guttata (zebra finch), 6648 nucleotides long. RefSeq names its product ST6 N-acetylgalactosaminide alpha-2,6-sialyltransferase 1 (gene ST6GALNAC1). Lineage: Eukaryota; Metazoa; Chordata; Aves; Passeriformes; Estrildidae. Gene Ontology annotation, molecular function: alpha-N-acetylgalactosaminide alpha-2,6-sialyltransferase activity. Gene Ontology annotation, biological process: oligosaccharide biosynthetic process. The record is from RefSeq and is a predicted model, not a curated record.
CCCCUGCCAGGGUCCCAGACCUGCCAGGGCAGCCAGAGGGAAGCCCUGGAUCCCCACACAGCAGAAGGAACAGCAGUGGGGUUUUUUUCUGCACAUCUUCAUCACCGCCCUCCUGCAGUGGCUCACGUUUGCUCACCCAAGGGGAACUUGAACGCAGCCCUGCAGCUCUCCCAGUUGGAAUAAAGGUGAUAUCCUGCAAAGUGGGGAAAGGGAAGGUGGAGCAGCAGUGUUCAUCCUCUGGAUGGUGCUGUUGUGUUGUACAAACAGCAGAGAGGGCCCGCAGAGCUCCGGCGGAACAUCUCGGGCGCUGUUUGCUCCGGGCAGGGUUAAGGAUGUGCUCAGCCCUUUUCUAUUCGCAAAUCUCUCACAAAUCCCGUGUGUUGUGAUCCACCUGUUCUCCAGCAUUCCUGAGCCUGGCUGAACUUACCUAAUGACUACUGAUGAGAAAACUCCUAUUUUCUGACCAAAAUUUUUUUUUUAGCAUCUUAUUUAAAACUUCCCUCGAUCCCCCAGCCACCAAGAGUUAAUCUCUGUUUCACCUGUGGGAUGAGUAUUUGUUGGCUCGAGGGAGUGCACUGAGCUGGCCUGGAUUCACAGGGGAAAAAAAGCUUUCAGUGUUGAUUAAACUUCACUGUGGGGGAAGAAAAGGCACAUGCCUCAGAGGAAGCCAAAGUUCCAGAGGCCAGAACUCUGAUGUUUGAAUACUGUUUGUCUUCAUAGCUCCAGAUAAGAUCUGAAAUAGGUAUUUCCUACUGUAAUGUGUGUGACCUUUUUCUAAUGGUCUUAGAACUUUAUUGGUUUGUUUUAUAACGCUGUCAUAAGGAUAUAACUGCAAUCCCAUGGAGGAGAGGACGUUGUGGAUCAUUGCCUCUGCCAUUUGUCUUCCUUGGCAGUGCUCCUAUAACCCUUUUAUCAGAGAGAAAACCAGCAGCCUGUGUGGUGUAAGAUACUGUUUUGUGAUUGCCUGUGACUCAGUCCUACUCCUAGUAAUUGAUGGCUCACAGAGCUUUCCCUGACUCCUGACUCUGUGACAGAACUCUGGGUAUUCUUGAAAGUGCCACUGUAUAAGAUGUGGGGGCUUUGGUUCAACAAAUGCUGUUGUCUCUGGAUGCUUGUUUAGUUUUUGAGAGAAGGUUUGGUGCAGAAGGGAAGGAACUAGCUGGAAAGUGGCCAGUGAGUGUGGAGUUAUGGCAAGCUUGGGAGUUUCUGGGCUAUCAGCUUCAUUUGCUAAAAACAAGACAAAUAGCUGUGCAGAGUUUGAUCUUGUAGUUUCUUCCCCUCCAGAUUCCCAGCCUGAAAGCAUUUGCUUCUGAAGAUGACUGCUGAAAAGGGAGGGUUAAAACAAGAACCUGAGGGUGCCAAGCCAAGGCUUUGCUAGCCCCGAGGCAUGGCCACUGAGCAGCUGCAGACAAUGUCAUUAUUUUUCUCCCCCACUUGUAACUCAGUUCUUACAUCAUCAAAUAAUACUGUGAACAUGUCCAAACACCCCCAGCUUCUUUAGCAGCUUUAUUCCACUGGCUUCCAGUCAAACACUGCUUUUGGUAGAUUGUAGACAUCACUGAAAGACAAAUUUAUCCUGCAGCUAAGACUGAUUGAUCUGUAGAACACUUCUGUUCUUGAGCACAUCUUGUGAUGUUCUGUUCUGUAGACCAGAGACAUGGGAGAGUGGAAAGCACACAAGGCACGGGCAAGUAAACAAAAUUUGAUACACAGCCCGGUGAAAAACGUGCACACAGGUAAGUUUAUGGCACAGUUCAAAUGCCAGCUUGCCAGCUGACACCCUCAACACAUACAGUGUAGGAUUUAAUGACAAUCAAGUUUGUUUAUGAAUUAAUAAAAAAAUCCCAAGGAAAAUCUGCCUUUUAUAUGUCCAGGAUGUAACUAAGGAUUAGUGAAGUGGAUGUGGAAUUAAAUGGAUAUUGGAGAUCAAAAAGGACUGACAGAAAAUCAUCUUUACUCAAUGAUCCCAGGAGCAGUUUGCUUAGAUAAAAAAGUCAUCUUGUUUUUACAAUACUGAAGAAUGGAAGAACUUCUGCUGUGGGCACUGGACACACCAGCAGUACUGGGCUUGGGGUCUCUAUACCAUAAAUGAAGCAGCAUCUCCUGUGAGUGCAGGUGGGAAUGCAGGUAGGGCUGCAGAGAAACAUGCAUUUGGAAAAGUAUGCUGUUGCCCUUGAGAGGCCAGGCCCUGUGCAUUGUGCAGUCUUUGCUUUGUACCUUCCUGCCCAUGGGCUGGGAGCCCUGUGGAUCCCAAGAAUCUUCCUCCUUAUGGAGCUGUUUAAGAGACCAGCUCUGCUCUUGACCUCAGUUUUUACCAGGUCAUUCUUGGAGAGUUCCAAUACAUCCCCAUUUCCCAAUCUGUUUGGGCAAACCAGCCUGGUGCCUCAGUUCUGACAGACUGAUCUCAGCCCUGGGGGUGGAUGGUGAGGAAAUGAUGCUCCAAGGAAAGUCCGUACUCUGAUGGGGGGAGUUAGGUUUUCUUUUCUUACACCAAAAAGGUGAAAAGCCCUGUUUUGCAUAUACCAAGCUUGCUUUUGGCUAAUGUGCUUGCCAGAGAUUUGGAUAUUCCCCCAAACACAAUCCCUCCUGAACGAAGAGUGCUACAGACAAUUCUCCACAAUCACCAGCGCAGAUCCUGAAAAGCAAAGAAAUCCAUAUUUUUCUGCUUGUAGGAAUUUUUCUAUCCCUUGUGGCUCUUGGUUUUGCAGUAAUGUUACAUGGAGAAGGAAAAUGUUUCCUGCCUCCAGAAUUUCCCUUUGGGACCCCUAUUAACAAAAAAAGUCUUGUAGCUGUGAAACCUGUUGACUGGCUUUGCUGUGACAUAAAACAGGCACCUUCAGUUCUCUGGGUAUUCAGUAACAGUGUGAGUGCUUUUGAGAUUUGAGAUACUGUCAGCAAAACCUUUUUUUUAUCUGAGCUUCAUUUUUUAUGAGAGCUGUGUGAAAGCAGCCUAUGCUAAGAAGCAGUAUGGCCAUCUCCCCUUGACCUUUCAUGGUUAAUGUUUAACAACUUAGAAAGUUAAAAUAGCCCUUUGCUGGGAAACUACAGCCCUGGUAGAAGUGAACAUUUCUCUGGCUGUGGUGUCCACCUUUGCAAAUCUUUCCCUCUGCUGGUGGGGUGAUAUAAUCUCAACUGCCAAAGAUUGAUUUCACGCUGACUGGGGAUUUUCAUAACACAAACUCCUCUUUUCUGUGGUGGAUUUGCACCAAGUCUUACUUUGAUUUGUUGGGUUGCCUCCCAGCCACAAAGUAAAAUGGGUGUGUCUCUAGCCAUUAGCAUUUAGGGGACAGGGAUUGCUUCUGGAUCGGAGCUGCAGGCAAUUACUGCAUGAAGAAUAUGUUUAUGGUUAUGUCUAAAAUCGUGGGCAGGUGGUGCUCUGAAAGUUUCCUGGAUUGUAACUAUGGCGACUUCCAAAGUUCACAUUCAUUCCCAGGUUAGAGAUAAAGAGUUUCCAUUUUAGGGCAGGCCAAAGUCAUUAAGAAAAAUACAGGAUACUUCCAUUGUUUGCAGUAAAAAGCUUUCCUUUCCCUGAUGAUGUGAUGAACGGGAACAGUACAAAACUGAUGCCUUUCCUGAGCAAUUCAAUCUGUGUGCAGUGUCUGGGGGUGCUGGGAGACAGGGUGUGCACGUUGCUGUAGGGAAAUCCAGAGGGAAGACCAGCCCAGUCCUGCACACACCUUGGUGAGGCAGUGCCUGGCGAGCGCCUCUGCCACCUCGCCAUGCGCUGCUCCAGGGUACGGCUCCCGAAAAUCGCCAAAGCCCUGAUUUGCCUCCUUGUUGUAGCACAGUUCUACCUCUUCGUUGGCAAUUCCAGCUCCUUGUUUGACUUGGCCAAGACAAAGAUUUUCAGGAAAUGGAACAUUUUCCAACAUGCCCCAGAGACACAAGAAGUGGACCCCCAAGAGCAACAGGGUUUAAACUAUUCUGAUAAUGGGAACUCCAGGAGCAUUUCAAAGGUGACUUUGGGAGGACACAUGACAAGACUCAAUGAUGUGGUGGAGAAGACACCAAGAUGGAAUGGAAAGGAGGAGCAGAAGGAACCAAUGAGACCAGUUAUGAUUAUUAAGGAAGCCAAGGAGAAUACGGCUGUGAAACCACCACCCCAGUUGGAGGGAAUCAAGAAGACAACAGCGAAAACAACCCCAGUGGUGCAGGAAAACAAGGGGGAAACAACAGUGAGGCCAGCUCCAUGGGUGGAAGAAGCCAAGGAAAAGACAACAGUGAAACCACUUCCCAGGGAGAAGGGAGGCAAUGAGAAGGCAACAGUGGAACCACCCUCUGUGGUGAAGGGAGCACAAGAGAACAAUACAUCCAAAGACCAAACAAAAUCCAAAGUGGUGACGGGAGCACGUGAGAACAACACAUCUGAAGACCAAACAAAACCCAAAGCACCUCCUGCAUCAAUGAAAACUGCAAGACCUACCCCUCAGGCUGCUGCUGUGACACAGAAGAGGAAACUGAGCUCUGCUAACUUCACAUCUGAGCCACAGUGGGAUUUCGAGGACGAGUACCUGCUGGAUAACUCAUCCCCACCCUCGACCUGCUCUGAAUCAGUGAGGGCCAGGGCUGCCAAAUCUGACUGGCUGCGGGAUCUUUUCCUGCCCAACAUCACACUCUUCAUAGACAAGAGAUACUUCAAUGACAGUGAAUGGAACCGCCUGGAGCAUUUUACACCCCCCUAUGGCUUCAUGGACCUGAAUUAUUCACUGGUAAAGGAGGUCAUAUCCCUGCUGCCCCCAAAGCCCCACCAGCAGCUGCUCCUGGCCAACCAUGACAGCAGCGUGCCCACAUGCAUCAGCUGUGCUGUUGUGGGGAAUGGAGGAAUACUGAAUAACUCUGGGAUGGGCCAGGAGAUUGACUCCCAUGACUAUGUCUUCAGGGUGAGCGGGGCUGUAAUCAAGGGUUAUGAAAAAGAUGUGGGAACCAAAACCUCCUUUUAUGGAUUCACGGCCUUCUCCCUGGCUUCCUCUCUUCAGAUCUUGGGACACAGAGGGUUCAGCAGCAUCCCAUGGGAUAAACGUGUCAGAUACAUUCACUUCCUGGAGGGAGCAAGGGACUAUGAGUGGCUGAAGGCUCUUCUGCUCAACAAGGACAUCAGGAAAGGAUUCUUGAACCUCGGCAGGCAGAAGCCCCGGCAGAAAUUCAAUAAGGAUUUCACAAUGGACAAAUACCUGGUGGUUCACCCCGAUUUCCUCAGAUACAUGAAAAACAGGUUUUUAAAGUCUAAAAAUUUACAAAAGCACUACUGGAGGCUGUACAGACCCACAACGGGGGCCUUCAUGCUCCUGACUGCCCUUCAUCUCUGUGACCAGGUCAGUGCUUAUGGCUACAUCACUGAGGGGCACGAGAAGUACUCGGAUCACUACUAUGACAAGAACUGGAAAAAGCUGAUUUUCUACAUUAACCAUGACUUCAACCUGGAGAAGCAGGUGUGGAAAAGGCUUCAUGAUGAGAAUAUAAUGAGACUUUACGUGAGAACCUGACUGCAGCAGGUUCUGGGAAAUCUCAACAACACCUCCCUGGGAACAGAAGAGGACCACCAGAGCCAAGGUUAGCUCUGGACUGCCAGGCACAUUUCAUCCCCACAAAGACAUUUCCCUCCUUCAGCACCUCUGCUAUUUCACAGCACUCCAACAGAUGUGUGAAUGCUGGAGACCCAAAGACCAACAAGAAAAUGCAGCCUGCCAAAAAAGUCUGGCUGUGCUGCAGGACUCUUGCUUGUUGUAGGCAUGGGUAUUAAGAGAGCAGAAUCCAGGAUGGAUAUGGUCCUUUGUGUAAUUCCUCUCUCAACAAAGGAGAUGCUGCUCAGGCUGGGGCCACUUCUCUUCUGGGUGGAUCCUCUCCAUUAGCAAUGCCCAUUUUGGAACUGGGUAUUGUCUAAACAAACUCCCCGAGGAGCUGGAAUGGAUGGAGGUGGAAACACAGAUUCUGGUUCAGGUUGACUUAGUUUUUUGUGGGGGGAGGGGGGAACGGGCUGCACUGGGAUGGACUGGACACAUCCAGUGACUAAUCUGAGAGAGAAUGAUUUUCACUUCUGCUACCCAGAAUGGCCUUGCUAUGACACUUCCAGAGGAGCACUGCCAUCAGCUCAAGGGCAGGCAGCUGCUCUCCAUGGUGUGGCAGACCUUCUGUACCUGGUGCCUCUUGCCCCAGGGCUUCCCUGGCUGACAAAAUGUGAAAUUUUGUGGCAUGGACCUGAUGUGUCAAGUCCUUGCAUAGAUGGACUUCAUCAUGCCUGGCUCCCAGCCGUGCCCAGGGUGUUUGUCCUCCUGGGAGGAGAGGUGGAAGCUCUCCAAGUCCAGGGAUGGAUGCUGUCCUGGCGUGUAAGAUAAGCAUGGAUUCUAUUGCCAUCUGUUGGAGGUUGGGCAGUUUUCUUAUCUCUCCCAAGAACAAUGUCUCCCUCCGGGGAGAUAUCUUCUGUUAAUGGGCUAUUAAUGACUCACUGCAUGACUGGUAAAGGUACAUCAGCGCAUUGUGAGAUGCUCCACCCAGAGGAGGAGCCAAGCAGCCCUACCUGCAUAAAAUCAGCACUUUUUGGGGCACUAGAGCAGCCCUUUUCUGGAUUCCCAGAGGAGCAGCUUCUUUUCUGCUGGAUCCCCAGAGGAAGACCAGGCCUAGCUACUCCAUCACCAGACCUUCAGAGAAAAC